AUGCUCAUAUCAUCGUAUAAUUCGGCCCUGGUCUGCCUGGCCUUCUCCUUACCGACUCUUUCUUUGGCAGGUGGUCACCCUCAUCACGCUCGCGAACGGUGCUCCUUCGGUGAUCGCUGCUGGCCCUCAUCCCAAGAAUGGCGGACAUUCAAUAAAUCUGUGUCGGGCCGUUUGAUUGCAAGUGUCCCAGCAGCAUUACCCUGUCAUGACCCGGAUUUCAACGAAGGUGACUGCCAAGCUGCCCGGACAGGGUGGGAGGACAGCUUUUGGCGGACAGGAGAGCCGGGCGCUUAUAGCGCAAUUGUCUGGGAGAUGUGGAAUGAUUUAUGUCUCAUCAACGGCACUCAGGAAGAGAGAUGUGGACAGGGCAUCGUUCCGAAGUUGUCGGUUGAUGUUCAAACGGUUGAGGAUGUGCAGAAAUCUGUCAACUUCGCCAUGGAAAAAUAUCUCUAUUUGGUGGUCAAGAACACCGGACAUUGCCAUUUAGGACGCUCAAGCGGAAAGGGGGGCUUCUCUAUCUGGACACAUAACAUGAAGGGUCGAGAUUGGCAAGACUCUUUCGUGCCGAAAGAUGCUCCGGCUGGAACGAGUGGCAUUCCUGCAGUCACCCUUCAAGCAGGAGAACAAUGGAGAGACAUAUAUAUCGAUGGCUCGGAGCGGAACCGUAUCGUGGUUGGAGGAUCUGCAAGGACAGUCGGUGCCGCUGGUGGGUAUCUUACAGGAGGCGGUCAUUCUCCAUUCGCCCACUUCUACGGUCUUGCGGUCGAUAAUCUACUGGAAGUUAGCUUGGUCACAGCCACCGGUGAAGCCAAAAUUGUCAACCAAUACACGGAUCCCGACUAUUUUUACGCGGUACGAGGCGGCGGAGGCAGUUCUUGGGGAGUGAUCACGUCCGUGACAUACAAAACUCACCCGUCCCCGUCCCACAUGCACGUGGGACUUGUCCAGUUCAACGGAACGGACGAGGCCAGUCGUCGAUUGAUUCUUGAAAAGGCCCUUGCCGCCAUUCCUAGCGUCACGGAAGGUGGCUACAUUGGAUAUGGCGUCCAAGACCAAGGCUUUCAAGGUCUCUUCUCUCAAGCAAAUGCUACUAACGAUACUUUCACGAAGGCCUUUGCGCCAUUUUUUGAGAUAACCCAGCUUCCUGGAGUUAGUGGUCAAGUGUUUGGAUUCAAAUUGCCAUCCUGGCGGGCCUACAUCGAUACUUUCCUUACGGAUCCGAACAUUGCAACAAACAAUGUCGAUACCACUAGACUCCUGACGAAGAAAGUGCUCCAAACGAAGAACAAAGAGCUGGUAGACUUAGCAUUCAGUUACGAAGGGGGCUGUGGUUUCAAUUUUAUCGGCAACGUCGCCCAGGCUGAGCGGGACAACGUGGCAACGCACGACAUCUGGAAAGAGAGCCACACUAUCUUCAGCAUCGGAAGUAACUACGAAGACGAUGCUCCAACACCGGAGAAAGUUCGCAAACGACGCCAGACCUUAGAGAUUAGCAAACGCUUGACGGAGAUCGUAGGGGAGGACGGUGGAACAUACAUCAAUGAAGCCAGCCCGUUCGAGCCGGAUUGGCAGAACGUGUUCUGGGGUGCGAAGUACAAACGCCUCUUGAAGAUCAAAAGAAAGGUCGACCCCACCAACUUGUUCGUCUGUAACCGCUGCGUGGGUUCAGAUUUACUGUUUGAGCCAUGGUCCAAACUUUGA
Messenger RNA from Eremomyces bilateralis CBS 781.70, 1701 nucleotides. Its product is annotated as FAD/FMN-containing protein. The record is from RefSeq and is a predicted model, not a curated record. The coding region runs from base 1 to 1701 and encodes 566 amino acids. Gene Ontology annotation, molecular function: oxidoreductase activity; FAD binding. Lineage: Eukaryota; Fungi; Ascomycota; Dothideomycetes; Eremomycetales; Eremomycetaceae. The transcript is spliced from 6 exons.